Molecule: messenger RNA, 643 nt
Organism: Antrostomus carolinensis (chuck-will's-widow)
Lineage: Eukaryota; Metazoa; Chordata; Aves; Caprimulgiformes; Caprimulgidae
Gene: ZC3HC1
Product: zinc finger C3HC-type containing 1
Exons: 3
Cellular component (GO): nucleus
Molecular function (GO): zinc ion binding
Source: RefSeq, a predicted model, not a curated record
UGCUGCCUCCGGCUCCGUGCAGCUCUCUGUGAUCACCUGCUCCCGCUGCAUGAGGAAGGUGGGACUGUGGGGUUUUCACCAGCUGGAGUCUGUGGGGCAGGAGCUGGACUCCUGCAGCCCCAGCAGCUCUCUGCCAGCGCCCACCGAGCGCUCACCACUCGUGCCCACGUCUCCGCGCAGGAUGCUCACACGGAGCCAAGACACACUCCCUCCAGGCUCUGAGCAGCACGAGAAGAGCCCGUCCCCAGCAAUCUCUCGCCCACGGGGUUGGGACUCUCCUAUCCCCAUGGACCGGAGUGAGUUGGAAGUGACCAGCCCCAGUUUGAGGAGCCGCCCCAUCACCCGCAGCAUGGGGCAGGGGGACAAUAUGGAAGUGCCAUCCAGUCCUCUCCGUAGAGCCAAGAGGGCACGGCUCUGCUCUUCCAGCAGCUCAGACACUUCUUUGAGAAGCUUCUUUGACCCCAGCUCACAGCAUCGUGACUGGUGUCCCUGGGUCAACACAGUGGAAGGAGGUGAAACCCUGGAGGAUACCACAGCCCAGAUGGAGAAGGAGCCUGUGAAAGCAGAGCCAGGCUGGAGAGUGGUAUUGGACACCCUCCUUGCCACCAGGAAGUGUGACAGAGUCCCCGAGACGGAGCCUGUG